CCGAAUACAGCUUUAUGUAGACGGCUCAAAAUACGGUGACAGGUGAUAGCAACCGUGCGAUGGGCCUAGCAACUACAGUUGUAUGAUGCUAUGCUUCGCGUUUGCCAUCAGUGCUCUUUCAUUUGUCAAGUAAACUGUUGAUCGUUGUCAUCAAACUUCACAGAAGAGUUAUACAUAUUCUUUUGUAUCGAUUAUAUUCACAUGAUUGGAGUUUAUACAGAGGGUUGUUUGCCCACUGCGAGGACUAUAACCAGUUGACAACCAGGACCAGCACUUGUUACUUUCUCACAAACAGGGAAGACCUCUAGGCUUCAGAGAAUCAAGUCACAGGCGAGACAGAACAAUAUGGGCGACACGGCUGAAGUAAACGGUGCCCAGCCGGACCAGACAGUGGAUCCCACUCGCUCACAGAAAACUUCCGAAUUUGUUCUCUUACUCAAAGAUAGAGAGGCUCUGAAGGCUUCCCUUGAAGAGAAGGAAAAGGAACUCAAUAGCACUAGAGCCAGGAAUUUUGAACUUCUCCAACAGAUCGACAAAUUAGAAAAAGAGCUGUCUGAGUUGAAGACAUUGAAGAAAGCUGAGAAAGAAUCCAAGAAGCUAUCUGUUACUGCGCAUUCUCCGUCUGCAAGUCCGUCGGGCACACCAGUAUCUACGCCGAAGGGAGGGCGAAAAGCCAGACCUAAGACCGCUAAGCAUGCCAACUCCAGACAGAAGCCAAGAAAGAGCGCAAAAGCACCCACGAUUGAGGUUACGUCAUCGGAAGUAGAAAAAGAAGGACAUCUCAAGGACACCUACAAAUAUUAUGAGGAAAUUGCAAGGACGUAUCCAAAUCUGAAGCUGUCUGUUUUACUUGCCGCAGAGAAGAAAUUCGUUGAAGCUGACAUCAAUAAAGACGGGACAAUUGACGCUGAUGAACUGGAGAAGAUCUUGGAGACAAGCAGUUUACUUUUUACGAAGCAACAAGUGCGAGAUAUCGUUAAACAGAUCGACAAUGACGAGUCUAGCGAUCUGGAUUUCAUGGAAUGCUUGGCGGUGAUCGAUCGGCUACAUCAAAACAAGAAGACCAACUUACCAACAACAUUAGAGCAGAAUAAAAGCACAGUGUGCGUCAUCCAAUAGCCGCCAUGCCAUAUUGGUUUACAAAACGCUGUCUGCAAGUCGAAGAAGAAAGUUCAGACCCCAUUUCUGAACAGUGCUUUACACAAAGAGCAAAUGGAAUCCAUUUCCUAUCGUCAUUAAAAUAAACAUGUAUUUUUGCAAUCAGAGGAAAAAAGGUAAUGGUCACAUGACAAUCGGUCAUGUGACAUUUGCAGCUGGUGAGGCCGAAUUCAGUAUACAACUUGAGUUGUGUGUAACGACUGGAAACAUCUGAGGACGACCAGCCUUCUACACCUGACACCUGUGAUUACGACAGAGAAAAUUGUAAUGAAUGAGGAAAAGAUAUACAUAUCAUGUAGUGUAUUAUUUUAUUGAAUACAUGUACAUAUACAUGUACAAAUGUUAACGUAGCGCAGGCGGAACUUGACCAACGAUCUGGUCUGCAAUGUUCUUGUGCUCUCAGCGAGCACAUGCCCGUGAAGUGCAUUCAUUUCCCCUAUAGAGGCAUUAUUGGUUUGACUAAUACAUGUAUUAGACGAGUUCAUAAAGUCUAGCAUAUUUUUCUGUAUACAUAAACCAUUGAAGAAACCUUAAUGGCGAUUAU
Molecule: messenger RNA, 1702 nt
Organism: Acanthaster planci (crown-of-thorns starfish)
Lineage: Eukaryota; Metazoa; Echinodermata; Asteroidea; Valvatida; Acanthasteridae
Molecular function (GO): calcium ion binding
Source: RefSeq, a predicted model, not a curated record